AUGAAACAACCAAACAUCAUUCGGGAUGAUCAAGUGGGCCAAACACAGAACAUACUGAAAAAUAACAUGAUGGAAAAGGCACAAUUUCCGUUCCGAGGAGGAGGAGAGGUUUCAUCUUCAAUCUCCACCACGCAACAACUACAUUCUUCAAUCAUGUUUUUAAAUAUUACCGAACCCGCUGUUGCUUUUUAUGAAUAUAGUGAAGAACCUCAAGAGCCGACCCAAAGUCAAUACGAAUUGAUCACGUAUAGUGUAGACAUGGCACAACACAAAGACGAAAGCGUGAAAAUGAUGGGAUCUAUUGUUCAAGUACUGACAUUUGUCAAUUCGGAUUCGAUUUUCUUAAUUACCGAUUGUGGCAUGUUGUAUCGAGCGAGUUGUAAGCGAGAACCAAACACAUCACUUUCUCAUGAAAACAGGUUUUCUUUGGUUCCUCCAUUCGAUGGCUCUACACAAUGGAAGGCGUUACAAAUGCAUUGCUAUUCAGAGGCCAUGUUGAUCAUAGCUGUCAAUUCAAUCAAUGACAAUUAUUGCUUGUUUGGUAUCGGAAGUAAUGGUUACUAUCGAAUGACCAAGCUUCAAAAUGAAGACUUUGGUUGUAGCGAACCGCAAAUUGUGUUUGACACAAAUGCACAUCUUCUAAAUGCCAUCGACCAUAUUUCAGGAAAGCCACCUCGAAUUAAUCAUGUUGGAUGUUGUUUUUCUUUCAGUUGUUGUAUAGUUGAUGAUUACAAUGUUCACACUACAGGUCAAAAUUGGUAUACUAAUUUUCAUGAACCAUAUCAUUGCUGGAGCUCUGUGACACAAAGAAUGUCAAAGAAAGUUGUGAAAAUGGAUUGUGGAGAUUUUCAUGUGGUGUUGCUCCACGAAGACGCUUCAGUUUCCAUUGGUGGAAGAAACAAUGCCUAUCAAUUCAUUAAGGAUGAACAGUGGAAGCAGGCUGACUUUGUAACAUUGGAUUUGAAUACGUAUGCAUUUACUAAUAUAUUUUGCGGAUCCAAUGCAAUCAUGUGGGUGAGACAGAAAGAUUUCGCGUCAACAUGUCAAGAAUUUUUCAUUACAGGCGAUAAUAAUAGAGCGCAUAAGGUCAUUUAUGAUAAGUCAUCUCUUGGCGGAGCACAGGUUGAAAAAAUGGUUCAUCAAACAAAGGAUGAACUUUUAUUAGAACAAAUCUAUUCUCGUCAAGUAUUUGAUGUUCAGUAUUCGAGAGACUUUUUAAUUCUUCGAUAUUUUGACAUGCCACAUCUUUUAUUUAUUGACGGUACCUCAUACUAUGGAGGCUAUCAAAAACAAACAUGUUGUGUGGACUUGAGAUCAAUCAUGCCAAUAACUUACCAACAUACAAGCGACGAGUUUUUUAGAAAGAUUGUGAGAGUGCAAGUACAAAAUAUGGGAGUUGUUGUUUUUUGUGAUUUGAAAACACACAUCCAAAUGUGUGAACGUUUACUCAAGGCCUUAGAACUUUCAAAUCCAAACAAUCAUUUACUCUAUGACAUUUCCUUCGUUGUUUACUAA
Molecule: messenger RNA, 1515 nt
Organism: Naegleria lovaniensis
Lineage: Eukaryota; Heterolobosea; Eutetramitea; Acrasida; Naegleriidae
Exons: 3
Coding region: 1-1515 (504 amino acids)
Source: RefSeq, a predicted model, not a curated record